Molecule: messenger RNA, 4725 nt
Organism: Pieris macdunnoughi
Lineage: Eukaryota; Metazoa; Arthropoda; Insecta; Lepidoptera; Pieridae
Source: the annotation of a GenBank genome assembly
AUGAUGAGGUUUCAUAGACGUUGUGGGGAUAGAGUUAGUCUUUUACACGACAAUACAACUGCCGUAAGAAAUUUUGUUGAAUUUAAUCACGGGUUAAUUCUUAGUGCAGAUCCACUCACCGAUGAUGUUAUAUUUGAAGUUUGCAUAGAUAGAAAGGUAAACAUCUGGAAUGGGAGCCUUGAAAUCGGAGUCACCACCCUGGACCCUGAGUAUAUGGAGUUGCCUGCCACGGCAACUAAGCUUCGCAAUACGGCCUGGAUUAUGUCGGGAAGUUCUGUGGUAAAGGAUGGAGUAACACUGAUACACUCAUAUGGUCCUAAGUUGGAUAGUCUUCACGAAGGCGACUGCUUAGGUGUUAUGAGAACCAGUAAGGAUGAAUUAAUGUUCUAUGUUAAUGGAAGAUGUCUGGGUAUAGCGGCGACUGAGAUGCCCCCACGACUCUUUGCAGUUAUCGAUUUGUAUGGCCAGUGCGUACAAGUUUCAAUAAUGCAUACAAACUGCAUGCGAACUAUCAUGGAGAAUAGUUUAGAUCAGAUUGAAGAAGAUCCCAACAAUGACGAUUCGAUAAUGAGUGAAUCGGAAGUGAUGCCUGAGACUUUACAAGAUAUGCCGUGUUCGGAUGUCUUCGUACCAAUGACUACGGAAGGCGCAUGUGCUUUAGUGGCCAGAGACCGACUUCGGUUUCAUCCCAGAUGUGGUAUCUUGGUCAAACUGUCGAAUAAUAACAAGUCUGCCGAGCGCUCCCGUCCCUUAGACGACUACAAUAACGGAGUCGUAAUGACUCACAGACCGCUCUACGACAACGAGCUCUUUGAGAUUCGAAUAGACCGCCUCGUUGACAAGUGGAGCGGCAGUAUAGAGGUCGGCGUUACAACCCACAAUCCAGCGACAAUUCGGUUUCCGUCGACCAUGACAAACAUGGAUUGUGGAACCAUCAUGAUGUCUGGUUGUAAGGUCCUGAUCAACGGACAAGGCACUUGUGUCGAAUAUGGCAACUUUAAUUUGGAUGAACUUCGAGAAGGAGACACUAUUGGUAUGAUGCGCAAUUCUGCUGGUAAAUUGCACUACUUCAUAAACAGCAUCGAUCAGGGAGUUGCGGCAGACAAGGUGGACCAACAAGUUUGGGGCGUUAUCGACCUCUAUGGCAUGACUGUCAAGGUAUCAAUAGUUGAUGCGUGUGAGGAUCUUUGUGAGAUGGACACGAAUGUCAUGAACCAGCCAAGCGUCUCCAACGUCCCUAACCUACCGUCGCCUGUACCUGCGAACACCAGCAGAUACAGGCCUCAAAUAGACGAAGACAGUCUUUUAUUUCAUUCGCUGCGUGAUUCGUAUGUUAUUAUUAUUAACGAUGGUAAGACUGCUCAUCGGCCUAACGCUUUCGAAUUCUUCAACAAUGGCAUAGUGAUGACGAAUCGAACGUUAAAGACCAAUGAGCUGUUUCAAGUUAGACUCGACCUGGUCAUACCCAAGUGGGCCGGCAGUAUCGAGAUAGGGGUCACGCAGUAUUCCUCCAAUGAUAUAAAGACACCGUUCAAAAUGAGUCACGCUAAAUCAGGCACUUGGGUCAUGGCCGGCGAAGACAUUAUUCGCAAUGGAAGCGUUAUAAUACCGAAAUAUAUAAGAAAUCUCAAUGGAUUAUGUGAGGGAGACACUGUGGGCGUGAUGCGAAAGGACAUGGGCAUCCUACAUUUCUUUGUGAAUGGCAUCGAUCAAGGUCCGGCCGCUUUUAAUAUACCAGGUCAAGUUUUUGGUGUUAUUGAUUUAUAUGGAAGAGUGGCGCAAGCGACGAUAGUAGACACCUAUUCACCGCCAACAACGUUUUCACCGGAAUCGCCAAACUCCUUCGAAUCAAAUACGACAGUUUAUCCGGAAAUGUGCUUCCACCGCGUACACGGGCGUAAUGCACGCUUGAGUCGUACGCGAUUGACUGCGUCACGUACGGCGGUUUACUCGGAGUUCAACGAUGCAGUGCUCUUCAGUUCGAGGCCUUUGCGAGAGUGCGACAUGUUCGAACUAAGGAUAGACUCUAUGGUUGAUUGCUGGAUUGGGAGCUUGGAGAUUGGUGUGACAGCAAUUCGUCCGGAUGACCUGGACGAUUGCGUCCUAGCGGGAACAGCGACGGACCUGAACUACGACACGUACAUUUUGAGCGGCUCAGCAAUGAUGAAGGAUGGAGAGUGUGUGAGAAGUGGAUAUUCCUUGGAUCUGGAUACAUUGACUGUUGGAAGUCGAGUUGGUGUUAUGUGGCACGCGGAUAGAAGCCUCCACUAUUACUUAGAUGGAAUGGAUAUGGGGAAGGCGUGGUUUGUUCCUCAUCUUAACAUCUACGCAGUUGUCGACCUUUAUGGGCAAUGCACUCAGGUGACAAUACUACAAAACGAAGAAAGAACAUUUAACUACAACGGCUGUCCACUCGCCGAUAAUCCGUUUUUCGGUCUACCGCGGUUAUUGGCCACACCUCCACCGCCAUAUUGGAGUUUUUCCGAGUACUACGGAGACAACGUCCGGUUAACUCACGAGUAUUCGGUCGCGAAGAGGUUGACUCCCGAUCCGAUGGGUGCACUAGUCUUCAGUUCCGAUCACUUGGCUGUUGGGGAAAUGUUUGAGAUAAAAAUCACGGAAUGCCAAGACAGUUUCGCUGGAGGAUUUCGUAUGGGAGUGACCGAUAUAAAUAUUUUGAACGCACAUGUCAAUAGAAGCCUGCCCCCAUCUAUUAUAUACUUGCCACAUUACACCGCUUAUGUUGAUGGGAGAUACAUGAAAUAUUCAAAGCCCGGGACCAGAGAGCAAGAUUGGUGCACUGUUUCACCGUCAUUCGAGUGGCUGAGACCUGGAGACCGUGUCGGUCUGAAGAAGACUACCGACGGACGUGUAUUGGUGUAUUACAACUGCGAGUGUAUUGAUACGGCAUUUGAACGGGUUCCUGAUAAAGUGUACGUGGUGAUGGAGCUAUAUGGAUGCGUUUACAAGAUUCAAGCAAUAAAACGGGACAAUGUUGUCGCCUUGCCGCAAACAAUACCAAACGACUCGUUGUACAUAAAACCAACUACGGAGGUGGAAGUGGACCUUAACAUGGAGAGUUGUACGAGUGAAACGGAAGGCACCUUGUCUACGGUGACCGUGAUGCCAUUGGAGAGACGGCGGCGGUCACCUUUACCAUACACCUUUCACUAUGUGCACGGAAAGAAUAUCAAGCUGUGUAGCUCUGAUACAGUAGCCGUGCGUACGUCGGGCUACAACGAUGCGAUCGCUAUCGUAAGCCAGCCCCUCAGAAGGGGCCACAGUUUUAGGUUCCGGAUCGACAAGGUGGAUGAAGACUGGGAAGGCAGUGUGGCGAUAGGGGCCGUGGCGACGCUGCCUACGGACAGUCUGCCGCCAGUUGCGACUCGGCUCGACCCGGCCGCCUGGGUUCUCACCAGCGACCACUUAUACGAUGGCGCUUGUUAUUUACGCGCUCCAAUGGCUAUUGAGCUCGAAGAUGUGAAUGAGCAGUCGGUUCUGACUCUCCACUUCAGGUUCAACAGUGAUCUGGUGGUGGAGUUAGAUGGAAGAGUUUUAGCCGUCGUCGGAUCUGUCUCGAGACUCAACAGCCAUGUAUACCCCUUGGUCGAUCUCUACGGAAAAGUUUGUCAGGUCUCGGUUUUGCUCCAUCCGUAUUCUAUCAUAAGUGGAACGUCCCUAGAUUUGCCGAUAAUCGCUGAAAACAGACGCGAAGAAUCUCUAGCGGAGCUCGAACAAGAGCUGGAGAAUACAAGUGAAAAUAGAUUGCAACGUAGAAACCGGGCAUUCAGUGAGAACAAUUUGAUUGACGAUUUCGAGAUAGCGGGUCCCAGCACGGAUGUCGGAAACACCUUAUUCGAUGACGUCAGAAUCGCGCAGAGCAAAGUGAUGCAUCAGAGUUUAAUACUGACCUCGGACAGGGGGCACAGGGUCGUGCAAAAGAGUCACUCCACUCACAAUUUCAGUACCGAGGAAUUAGACGGACGAGCGAGGGACGCCUGCGAUACAAACAUUCAGCAUAACGACCGCUACCCUGAAGCCGAUGUCGAUAAUCUGGAUAACGAAAUCAUGGACGCCCUCACCUUGGAGACGGGGAACCUUCCAGAUCUAACCGAGGAACAGUCUUCGUCGACGGAUGACUCCACUCGAAGGGAUGACGCUGAAACGUUUUCGGUGGAGAAUUUAAAUUAUUUGAACAGGAUUUUGGGCUUGGAUCAAGAGAGCGAAGGGAGUCUAGAGGCGGAAUGGGAAGCCUCGGGCGAAGGCUGUGAGCAUCUGCAUUUGGUGCUGAAGUAUUGGAACUUUUUGGUGCUGCCUUACCCGGAGUUGAGGAAAGCGGUUUCUUGGGGACAAGUCAAGUGCCACUGCAGCAAUUGUGUACCGGAUGCUGAGCCGUCGUUCGCCGGUUGGGUCCGCAUUGAGCGCAUCGACGGUAUCGGUGCGGCGACACGUGGCUUCUGGCACAUAGUCCGUUCGACACUCGGCGCAGCACAAGCAGUUGAGCGAGCGGUUGCUAAGCGACCGGCCAAGAUGUCUUCCGCCCUUCUAACUUCGCCUAGCGACGUGUGGAUGGACGAAGAAGGGAAGCCGCAUCAUACGGUUUUAGCCAUAGAAAUCGAUAUAGAGGGCAACGAAGCCGAUAAGGACAGGCUGCUAGCCUUUCUCAUUUACAUGAAGCCUCACAUUGUUUUCGUCGACGAUAAUCCACCGAGCCUCGACGAAUGA